AUGCCCUCAACCAGUCUUUGCCAAGACGAGUCAUGUCCUCCAUACAGUCUCAUGGACGAUUAUAGCGAGGGCGCUCACCCUCAAAUUCUGGAAGCUCUUCUCCGCACGAACUCAACGCAACAAGUCUCUUAUGGAGGUGAUGAUUACUCCAAUCAAGCCCGGGAAUUGAUCCGCCAACAAAUCAAUUGCACCGAGGAUGAGGCGGAUAUUUUCUUCGUUCCCAGUGGAACUUCUGCCAAUCUUAUCUCUAUAGCGAGCUGCCUCCGGCCCUAUGAAGCUGUCAUCACCCUAGAGUCCGGCCACAUUGCGAGCAAAGAGGCAGGUGCAAUUGAGGCCACAGGCCACAAGCUCAUUCUUGUUCCUGCCGUCGAUGGAAAGAUGACUCCGACCAAUCUACGGAAAGCAUUCCAGCAGAAUCAAUUCUACCCACAUAUGGCCAAGCCUCGCUUGCUCUACAUCUCCAAUGCUUCAGAGACUGGGACAGUCUAUACCAAGCGGGAACUGACAACAUUGUCAGCUCUCUGCCGAGAAUUGAAUCUUUUGCUCUUGAUUGAUGGCGCCCGAAUGGGCACUGCAUUGUGCUCCAAGAAAAAUGACCUGACCUUACGGGACAUCUUCGAGCAUGCCGAUAUCUUCUGGAUUGGCGGUACCAAAGCUGGUGCGUUGAUGGGAGAAGCUAUCGUCGUCAAAAGGGCUCUCGCGGAAGGGUUCAUCUUUCAUCUCAAGCAACACGGUGCUUUGCUGGCGAAGGGCCGUAUUUUAGGAGUUCAGUUUGUGGAGCUAUUUCGAGAUAACCUCUUCUUCACGUUGGCUACUCACGCCAAUGCCAUGUCGGAGAAAAUAUCCGCCAACUUCGAAGCUUUGGGAUAUAAGCUGGCAGCGGAAACCCAGACGAAUCAGGUCUUUGUCACUCUGCCUCCACGCUUGAUCCGGACGUUGCAGGAGAGAUUCAGAUUCUAUACCUGGGACCAUUUAGAUGACGGACAGGUGGUUGUGCGACUUGUCACCUCCUGGGCGACAGAUGAGUCGCAAGUUGACAAGUUUAAUGCAUCGGUGCUACAGUGGACUGUGGCGAACAAGGGCAUCAGCGUUGAUUAG
Messenger RNA from Penicillium diatomitis, 1098 nucleotides. RefSeq names its product threonine aldolase family protein. Gene Ontology annotation, biological process: glycine biosynthetic process; L-threonine catabolic process. Lineage: Eukaryota; Fungi; Ascomycota; Eurotiomycetes; Eurotiales; Aspergillaceae. Gene Ontology annotation, molecular function: L-allo-threonine aldolase activity. Gene Ontology annotation, cellular component: cytosol. The transcript has a single exon. The coding region runs from base 1 to 1098 and encodes 365 amino acids. The record is from RefSeq and is a predicted model, not a curated record.